AUAGUGUACAAGUACAGACACACAGACAUGUGGCAGCGCUCAGCGCGUAGUGAUACAGACAGUGUCGCCCGGGCGGGACUGGUGGGGUUACAGAACCCCGAGGGUGCAGAGCCGCGCCAUCAUGUCGCGCUGGUAGACGAGCGUGUCGACGAGCAGCGCGUCCUCGAACGCCUUCUCGCACGCGUGGGCGCCGGCACGCUCGCGCUCCGAGCUCUCGAUUUUGCCGCGCAGCGCAUGCGCGAAGCCAGCCGAGAAAAUCUGUCCGUGGCGGCGCGUGCGUUUGUCGGGCUUGGCGUUGGCGUCGGCACGGGGGUCGGGAGAAGCACGGCAGUCGUACGGCUCCGGUCGCUCGGGGGACUCGGUGUCGAGCGUGACUGCGAGCGCGAGGGGCGCGGCGGAAACGGGGAUGCGCUUGGCCUGGGGUGCGGGGGCGGGCUGCGUCGCCGCCUCACGGAAUAUCUGCUCGAGGUGGCGCGGCGCCCACUCGUACCCGACCGGCGGGGGGGAGGUUUCGGUAACAAAGUCCGGGAUGUCCAGAUAAGGCCGUUUGCGCCGGAGGUUGGGGAGCGAGGGGAGAUGGCGGAUGUUGAGGAACGACGGGGGGGUGAGGAUGUUGGUCGAGGCCGGAGAGCUCGGCGACGUGGGCGAGCGGCGGCCGAGCCUCCGAGGGGGGGUUGUGCGCUGCUCGGGGGUCUUAGGAGACGGGGCGGACACGGGGGGCGGGUGGAAGAACGUCGAGACUCGCAGGGUGGGUGUAGGUGUGACGACUGUGGCACGCUUGGGCGGCUUGGUGGUCUUGGCCGCCUUGGGGGGCGGGGCAAUUGUGGCGGUUUGGAUAUUCGCCAACUGGGGCGCGUCGACCGACCGGGACCUGAACAUGCGGGGCAGUCCCAGAGGACGCUUGCGCUCAGCCCGAGGCUGGGAGGGGGGACAAAUGACAUCCCAGUUCACAAGGGGGGUUGGGCGAGCUCCCGUCCACACACCCGUGUUGGGGGUGAUGGAGGCGGCGAAGGGGUGACCGGGUGGGAGACUGUGGGACAU
Messenger RNA from Cutaneotrichosporon oleaginosum, 1041 nucleotides. RefSeq lists its product as uncharacterized. NCBI's taxonomy places the organism in Eukaryota, Fungi, Basidiomycota, Tremellomycetes, Trichosporonales, Trichosporonaceae. The record is from RefSeq and is a predicted model, not a curated record.